CAGAGAGCGUGCCACGUUGAUCUCCUCCUUCCUGUUCUCCUGAGAGAGAGAACGAUAGAGACAGAGUGAGAAAUCCAUCGUUCUGUGUUAAUUGUGAACGGAGUAAGUAAAAGGGAACGGAUGCUAUUAGAAGUAAAUUUAUGCAAUUAGAAACAGACGCAGCACUUUGCUUUGGUAUAACAGCUGUUCAUUUCUGGUUUUCCGAAUGAAGAUGCUUACGGACAUGAUAGCAGAGGAGUUCGAGAUGAAAGAGGAAGAACAGUGGUAUGAGCACCGAGAUCUGGAGCAUGAUCUUCAUUUGGCUGCUGAGCUGGGCAAAACCCUCCUGGAGAGAAAUCAUGAAUUGGAAGAAGGUCUCCAGGAGAUGUAUACCACCAACCAGGAGCAGCUACAGGAAAUCGAGCAUCUGUCUAAGCAGGUGGAAAUGCUCAGGUCAGUGAAUGAUCAGCAUGCUAAAGUCUACGAGCAGCUAGACGCCACUGCACGGGACUUGGAACAAAGCAACCAAAGACUCGCCAUGGAAAACCGUUCAGACCAGCUUAAGAUCGAGGGGCUCACAGACACCAUCAAUGAGCUACAGAGUCAGGUGGAGGAGCUGCAAAGAAAGAUCGAGAAGCUGACACCAGAUCUUCUGGAUCCUGAAAAGCCAGUUAUCAGCCAAUCAGACAAGUAUCCACCCAGUGAGCACUUCGUAUCUACAGGCACUUUGUCUCUAGAAGAACACCAGUGGGAAGAGGAGGAAGAUCACUCUGCACUUUUGCACUCCCUGCAGGCAGAGCUGCAUUUAGAGCGAACCCUGAGAGAGACGGCAGAGCACGAGGCCGAGGCUCUGGCCCGAGAGAUCAGUGAGCUGGAACCACGUGUGACUCUGCUGCAAGCCUAUAAAACUCGUCUGACUGAAGUUGAGGCUGAAGUCGAGGAACUCCGGCAGGUGGUGCGUUCGGAUUCAGCCUCGCGCAUCUUUCCGGAUGCUCUGAACUUCUAUUCAGAGGAGGACGUGAGUCAGAUGUGGGAGACGAGGCAAGCGCUGAGGUGCUCCAAGAGCGAAAGGCAGAUGCUGGAAGCUGGCAGCAAGGAUGAGGAGCUGAGACAUGGGGAGCACAUAGACGCCUAUAGGGGGCAUUUUGAGGCAGUUGAGAGCCAGGGUAUGUCACUGCUAAAUGAGGUGGACGCUCAGUACAGCGCCUUGAAAAGCAAAUACAAUGCACUUCUGCGCUGUGAAGAUCUGUCGCAGUCCCGGGUGCAGUGCGACAAAGCCGUGCAGACAUCCACAGCCAGUGAGAACUCGACCCGAAAUCCGGACAGACUCGCACGUCCUCAGGACCAAGCUCAGCUUCCUGAAUACAAAGUGCUUUUCAGUGAAAUUUUUACUUAUAUACAAAAGAGCAAAAAGGACUUAGAGAUAAACAGGGCCAUAUCAAGUUAAAAAAUGUUCAAUAUUAUGCAUUUUCCAUGUUCAACCCCUCAAGGCUGUUAGAUUCGUCCUCCAUAGAAAUCCCAGCAGGCAUCAGGUAUAAUAAGGCAAUGAGAAGAUUGCCUAGAUUAACAGAAAUCACAAAGGGAUGAAGAUAUUUAAAGCACAGCCAAGCUAGAACUUCUGAUCUCCCGUUUAAUAGCAUAUAUAUAUAUACCUAACUGAAAAUGAUUUCUGUAUAAGAUCAUGUACUGCUGAUGUGGUGCUAAAAAGGUAUACAGAAAAGGACUUAUUUGAAACCCUUCAUCUGGCUUUUAAGCGGUGGCAUCAAAAAGUUUCAAGACUAGCUGUUUACAAGAAAGUAAUUUAUUUAUCUACGGUUAAACAAUAUCACUUUUAAAAUAGUCCCCUUGCAAGGCAAUAGAGCACUUACAGUGUUCCUGCCACUUUUAGAAUACGUCCUGAAAGUUUUCUUUUCAAAAGUCUUCUUUUUUUGUGCUGGAUCUCUGCAAUGGUGUCAAAACAGCGAGCUGGAUCUUCAUCUGAAGGCCGAAGUCUGGCGAGCCAAUUUGGCGAGUAGGGUGGGUGCGGAAGUAAGAUGUUUCCGGUGAGAAACUAACAUGUGAGGAGAUCUCAGUGAUGGAGUGUGUACGUGGUAAUGCACGUGGUAGGGAUUGCACCAGUUGCACAGGUCCCCAUGUGCCACAACAAAAGGUGCAAGUGACUAGAAUCUCUGUAGCAUGAACAUUAACUUCACUGGAACUAAGAGGUUCAAACUCUGAAUAAACCCUUGUUCUACCAGAUAGUAAAGUGGGAUUCAUCAGUCCAGAAAAGACACUUAUACUGCUCUGGAGUCGAGUGGUACCAGCAGUGUAUAAUACCACUUCAGCCUAAAGCUAAAUGAUUGCUAAAUUCAUAAGCUGUUUAUAAGCACAGUCUGCUUCCUCCUUGUUUUGUAGUUGUCUUCGCUUGUGUUCAGAUCAUCUUUCUUCUGCUACCAGACAAACUUCUGACUAAACCAGCUCUUAUUAAAGGUCUCUGCUCUCGCAUGGACUCUUCCUUGUCUUAUCACUAUUACUCUUUCCCAGCCAAUCAUUCGGAAAACUCUUCUUACCACUGAUCAGUGUGGCAUAUAUACCUUGUUUUACUAAUAAUAAAGGGUGACUUUUGCCAUUUAGAUUUUAAGUGUCAAAUUCUCCUAAGGUCUUAGAGAAGAAAGUUUGCAGUGCUUUUUUUUAUCUCAACAGCUUGUUCUUCCAAUACUUCCAAUACAUAAUUUUUUUUUAGUAUAUGGAUAUAUAAGGUGUGUGACUGCUUGGCCAUGAAAACUGAGGAUAGUUGGGUUUAUUUUUUUGUACUACAUGGAGGAUAUAAAUCAAAAGAUCUUCCAAUUGAAAUACUUAAGUCACCUGCCCAUAUUUCCGUAAAAAAAGCAAUCAGCUCACAAAGACAGUUUAAACAAUGCUUUAUUUGCAUCUCUUUUUUUUAGCACAUUUCAACAUUUGCCAGGUCAUAACAGUUUGGGUGACGUGUCCAUUUCUUUCUGAAUAUGUGGAAUGAUUGAAAAUGAAUAAACAAGAUGUUGAUGCUAGAAAA
This is a messenger RNA of Silurus meridionalis, 3010 nucleotides long. RefSeq names its product cerebellar degeneration-related protein 2b (gene cdr2b). Lineage: Eukaryota; Metazoa; Chordata; Actinopteri; Siluriformes; Siluridae. Bases 206 to 1426 code for a protein of 406 amino acids. The record is from RefSeq and is a predicted model, not a curated record. The transcript is spliced from 5 exons.